AUGGAUACAUCAAACCUCAAAAUCUGCGAACUUAACCACGGCAAGGAGAAACAUGGCGGACGACGAGCAGCUUUCAAAGUGUUUGAUAUAUUGUCCAACAACACCGUUGACGUGCGGGAGAUGGACACCAUCAUCUAUUCUCUGGGCUGCUUCCCGUGUCAGUCAGACGUGCACAAAUUCAUAAAUGAGAUCGACGACAACCACAGCGGAUAUGUUCACCUGGAGACCUUUCUCCCUGCAAUGACCAAAGUUCUUGUGGAAAACAAGUUCCCUCCCAUCUCUGAGGAGGAUCUACUUCAAGCCUUUCAGGUCCUGGAUGAGGAGAAGAAGGGUUAUCUGGAGUCAGAGGAGCUGAAGAAGUGGAUCACUAUGGAAGGAGAGCCUUUCACUCAGGACGAGGUGGACGAGAUGUUGACGGCCUUCUGUGACCAUGACAAGAGCCUGAUAUAUUACGAGGACAUUGUCAACCAGCUGACAUCAGCAAAGGACAACUAGGCUCCUUUUUUGGUGCUUGUUUAAUUGCACUUUGAUAAAAAAUU
Synchiropus splendidus (mandarinfish) is the source of this 539-nucleotide messenger RNA. RefSeq names its product dynein regulatory complex protein 8-like. Gene Ontology annotation, molecular function: calcium ion binding. NCBI's taxonomy places the organism in Eukaryota, Metazoa, Chordata, Actinopteri, Syngnathiformes, Callionymidae. The transcript is spliced from 7 exons. The record is from RefSeq and is a predicted model, not a curated record. Bases 1 to 495 code for a protein of 164 amino acids.